Phyllostomus hastatus (greater spear-nosed bat) is the source of this 1104-nucleotide messenger RNA. RefSeq names its product solute carrier family 35 member G1-like. Lineage: Eukaryota; Metazoa; Chordata; Mammalia; Chiroptera; Phyllostomidae. Gene Ontology annotation, cellular component: endoplasmic reticulum membrane; plasma membrane. The transcript has a single exon. Gene Ontology annotation, biological process: regulation of cytosolic calcium ion concentration; calcium ion export across plasma membrane. The record is from RefSeq and is a predicted model, not a curated record. Bases 1 to 1104 code for a protein of 367 amino acids.
AUGCGGCCAGUGGACAGCGCUCGGGCUACGGAGCUGCAGGAGCCCCGUCUGCAGCUGACAGAAGACACGCCCCCGGGUGCGAGCGAGGAGCCGACAGCCACCGAGAAAGUGGGAACACCGGACCCCCACUCCGGGUGGUGCUGGCUGUGCCGAUCCUCGUCGUGCUGCUCGCAUGCGCAGCCUGAAGCCAAGAAGAAAGCACCCUGUCCUGGACUUGGCUUGUUUUACACAUUAUUGUCUGCCUUCCUUUUCUCAGUGGGCUCUUUAUUUGUUAAAAAAGUGCAAGACAUCCAUGCUGUAGAAAUUAGUGCAUUCCGAUGUGUGUUCCAAAUGUUAGUCGUUAUCCCUUGCUUAAUAUACAGAAAAACUGGGUUCAUAGGCCCAAAAGAUCAACGGAUCUUCCUUGUUCUCAGAGGAGUCGUGGGUUCUAUCGCCAUUAUCCUUCUAUACUAUGCCUACCAGACAACGUCCCUCGCGGAUGCCACGGUUAUCUCUUUUAGCUGUCCAGUGUUUACGUCUAUAUUUGCUUGCAUACUUCUCAAGGAAAAAUACAGCCUUUGGGAUGUUCUCUUCACCUCGUUCACUAUCAUUGGAGUGAUCCUCAUUGUGAGGCCGCCGUUUUUGUUUGGUCCCAAUCCUGAGGUGAUGAGUAAGAGCUAUUCAGACCACCUGAAGGGCCCAUUUGCAGCAGCUGGACAUGCCAUGUUUGCUGCCUUGAGUAUAGUUAUCCUCAGAAAAAUGGGGAAAUCUGUGGACUACUUUUUGAGCAUUUGGUAUAAUAUUAUUUUUGGCCUAGUGGAGACCAUCGUUGUCCUCUUUAUAUUAGGAGACUGGAGUCUGCCAUACUGUGGGCUGGACAGGCUCUUUCUCAUACUAAUUGGGCUGUUUGGUUUGAGCGGUCAGGUGUUUCUCACCAAAGCUGUUCAAAUAGAAAAAGCAGGACUAGUAGCACUAAUGAGAACUAUGGAUGUGGUUUUUGCUUUUAUCUUUCGGAUUAUUUUCCUUAAUGAUGUACCAACGUGGUGGACGGUGGGUGGUGCACUCUGUGUAGUAGCCAGUAGAGCUGGGGCAGCCCUUCGUAAAUGGUACCAGAGUUCCAAAUGA